Messenger RNA from Heterobasidion irregulare TC 32-1, 338 nucleotides. RefSeq lists its product as uncharacterized. The transcript is spliced from 2 exons. NCBI's taxonomy places the organism in Eukaryota, Fungi, Basidiomycota, Agaricomycetes, Russulales, Bondarzewiaceae. The annotation marks the transcript as partial. The record is from RefSeq and is a predicted model, not a curated record.
AUGCCGCGACGUUCGCCGCCACCGGCACGGCCUGCCUGGCUGCAUUCUCCUCCUCCAAGGACGAUGCUGGCAUUCAAUGUCUGCAGGCGCCAACAUCGCCGCCUCGCCUCGUCCGCACGACUUCUCCCGCGCGCACCAGGACGGCUGCGACCCGUGGCCCUGACGCGCCUGUCCUCCUCCACCUCGGCGAGGCCUCUCGACUUCACCUCCUACUUCUUCCACAACGAGCAAUGGUCUGCCGACGCCAUGCGCCCAGAGACCCACCACCCCCCAUCGUCCCCUCCCGCCCUCGUCCCGUCCUCGUCCCACCCCUACCCUUCCCUCCCCCUCACCGCCUA